Molecule: messenger RNA, 984 nt
Organism: Dryobates pubescens (Downy woodpecker)
Lineage: Eukaryota; Metazoa; Chordata; Aves; Piciformes; Picidae
Gene: OPTC
Product: opticin
Exons: 6
Coding region: 1-984 (327 amino acids)
Molecular function (GO): protein binding
Source: RefSeq, a predicted model, not a curated record
AUGUGGGCACUGACCUGGCUGAGCGUCGCCAGCCUGUGCCUGGGGGCAGCUUGGGCUGUGCCAGCCGGGGGGGAGAGGAGGAAGGUGGAGAAGCUGAAAGCUGAGCUUGCACUCUAUGGCAACCUGGACCUGGGCAGCUACGACUCGACCCUGGACAGCUACGGCGAGAUCCUUGACCUCGGCAACUAUGAGGAGCCCUACGACUACGGUGACCUUGCUCCAAAGAUCGAGGUUGGCACCUUGGCUCCUCGCCCCAGGGACCCCACGGCUCUCCCACACUUGGCCACCACUGCUGAGACCCUGGAGCUGCAGCCUCCAACCAGCCCCAGCCCCCCAGCACCCAGCCCUGCUCAGGGCCUGCCCAGCUGCCUGCUGUGCCUGUGCAUUAGCACCUCUGUCUACUGUGACGACGCUGACCUGGAGCACAUCCCUCUGCUGCCCCCAGAGACCACCUACCUCUACGCUCGCUUCAACCGCAUCGGCGCCAUCCGCGCCGGCGACUUCACCGGGCUGAAGCAGCUGAAGCGAAUAGACCUGAGCAGCAAUUCCAUCUCCUGGGCGGACGCCGACGCCUUCCGCCUGCUGCCCAGCCUGCAGGAGCUGAUCCUGCCCGAGAACAGGCUGCGGGCCCUGCCCGAGCUGCCCCGCAGCAUCGUGCGCCUGGACGCGCGGCUCAACAGCAUCCCCAGCGCCGGGCUGCGGCCGGAAGCCUUCCGGGACCUGAAGCAGCUGCAGUUUCUCCAUCUCUCUGAUAACCAACUGGAUUAUAUCCCAGCACCGCUGCCCGAGAGCCUGCGCUCCCUGCACCUCCAGAACAACAACAUCCAGACCAUGCACCAGGACACCUUCUGUGACAGCCACGACCACGGCCGGGGCCGCAGGCUGCUGGAGGACGUCUGCCUGGACGGGAACCCAAUCAACCUUGGCCUCUUCCCCGACGCCUACUUCUGCCUGCCCCGCCUGCCCACAGGCCGCUUCUCCUGA